Lontra canadensis (Northern American river otter) is the source of this 4143-nucleotide messenger RNA. It is a transcript of the gene CBL, whose product is annotated as Cbl proto-oncogene. The record is from RefSeq and is a predicted model, not a curated record. Gene Ontology annotation, molecular function: SH3 domain binding; receptor tyrosine kinase binding; ubiquitin protein ligase activity. Gene Ontology annotation, biological process: negative regulation of epidermal growth factor-activated receptor activity; cell surface receptor signaling pathway. The transcript has 16 exons. Bases 312 to 3056 code for a protein of 914 amino acids. NCBI's taxonomy places the organism in Eukaryota, Metazoa, Chordata, Mammalia, Carnivora, Mustelidae. Gene Ontology annotation, cellular component: membrane raft; plasma membrane.
GACUCGGGAGGGGGUGGCGCAGGAGCGGUCGCUACCCAGUCGGGACCAGGCAGCCGGCUUCGCCGAGCUCCGCGCUCUCCUCCCGCCCCCGGGCUCGCGCUCUUGGAAGGGGCGCGCCCGCGCGGACCCGCGCUCCCGUCGCCGCCCACUCCCCUCCCCGCGGCCGCCCCUCCCUCCACCCGGACAGCCGGCGGUGGCGGCGGCGGCGGUGGCGGCCGGGAGAGGCCCCUCCUUCACGCCCUCCUUCUUUCCCUCGCUCGCAGCGGAGCGGAGCCGGCGGACGCGGCUGGGCCCCCAACCCUCCCCGGGCCAUGGCCGGCAACGUGAAAAAGAGCUCCGGGGCCGGGGGCGGCGGCGGCUCCGGGGGCUCGGGCUCGGGCGGCCUGAUCGGGCUCAUGAAGGACGCCUUCCAGCCGCACCACCACCACCACCACCACCUCAGCCCCCACCCGCCGGGCACCGUGGACAAGAAGAUGGUGGAGAAGUGCUGGAAGCUCAUGGACAAGGUGGUGCGAUUGUGUCAGAACCCAAAGCUGGCGCUAAAGAAUAGCCCACCUUAUAUCUUAGACCUGCUGCCAGACACCUACCAGCACCUCCGCACUGUCUUGUCAAGAUAUGAGGGGAAGAUGGAGACCCUUGGAGAAAAUGAGUAUUUUAGGGUGUUCAUGGAGAAUUUGAUGAAGAAAACUAAGCAGACCAUAAGCCUCUUCAAGGAGGGGAAAGAAAGAAUGUAUGAGGAGAAUUCUCAGCCUAGGCGAAACUUAACCAAACUUUCCCUGAUCUUCAGCCACAUGCUGGCAGAACUAAAAGGAAUCUUUCCGAGUGGACUCUUUCAAGGAGACACAUUUCGGAUUACGAAAGCAGAUGCUGCAGAAUUUUGGAGGAAAGCUUUUGGGGAAAAGACAAUAGUCCCUUGGAAGAGUUUCCGACAGGCCCUUCACGAAGUGCAUCCCAUCAGCUCCGGGCUCGAGGCCAUGGCUCUGAAAUCCACUAUUGAUCUGACCUGCAAUGAUUAUAUUUCAGUUUUUGAAUUUGACAUCUUUACACGACUCUUUCAGCCCUGGUCCUCUUUGCUCAGGAACUGGAACAGUCUUGCCGUAACUCAUCCUGGUUACAUGGCUUUCCUGACAUACGAUGAAGUAAAAGCUCGGCUCCAGAAGUUCAUUCACAAACCAGGCAGUUACAUUUUCCGGCUGAGUUGCACUCGUCUGGGUCAGUGGGCUAUUGGGUAUGUCACUGCUGAUGGGAACAUUCUACAGACGAUCCCUCACAAUAAACCUCUCUUCCAAGCCCUGAUUGACGGCUUCAGGGAAGGCUUCUAUCUGUUUCCAGAUGGACGGAAUCAGAAUCCCGACCUGACAGGCUUAUGUGAACCAACUCCCCAAGACCACAUCAAAGUGACCCAGGAACAAUAUGAAUUAUACUGUGAGAUGGGCUCCACCUUCCAGCUGUGUAAAAUAUGCGCUGAAAACGACAAGGAUGUGAAAAUUGAGCCCUGUGGACAUCUCAUGUGCACGUCCUGUCUCACGUCCUGGCAGGAAUCCGAAGGCCAGGGCUGUCCUUUCUGCCGAUGUGAAAUUAAAGGUACUGAGCCCAUUGUGGUCGAUCCGUUUGACCCUCGAGGAAGUGGCAGCCUACUGAGGCAAGGAGCCGAGGGAGCUCCCUCCCCAAAUUAUGAGGACGAUGAUGAUGAGCGAGCUGAUGAUUCUCUCUUUAUGAUGAAGGAACUGGCUGGUGCGAAGGUGGAACGGCCUCCUUCUCCGUUUUCGAUGGCCCCACAAGCUUCCCUUCCCCCGGUGCCACCUCGACUUGACCUUCUGCAACAGCGGGUGUCUCUUCCUGCAAGUGCUUCUGGUCUUGGAACUGCUUCUAAGGUAGCUUCUGUCUCCCUUCAUAAGGACAAACCAUUACCAAUACCUCCCACACUUCGAGAUCUUCCACCACCACCCCCUCCAGACCGGCCAUAUUCUGUUGGAGCGGAAUCCCGGCCGCAGAGACGUCCCUUGCCUUGUACACCGGGUGACUGUUCGUCCAGAGACAAACUGCCCCCUGUUCCCUGUGGCCGCCUUGGGGAAUCAUGGCUGCCUCGGCCAAUCCCCAAAGUACCAGUGGUUGCCCCCAACUCUAGUGACCCCUGGACAGGUAGAGAAUUAACCAACAGGCACUCACUCCCAUUUUCAUUGCCCUCACAAAUGGAAACCAGAGCGGAUGUGUCCAGGCUUGGAGGCACAUUCAGUGUGGAUACCUCCAUGAAUGUGAAUAACAACCCAUUAGCAGGUUCAGAGUGCGAGCACCCCAAAAUCAAACCUUCUGCAUCGGCCAAUGCCAUUUACUCUCUGGCAGCCCGGCCUCUUCCUGUGCCAAAGCUGCCCCCUGGGGAGCAGUGUGAAAGUGAGGAGGACACGGAGUAUAUGACCCCCUCCUCCAGGCCUCUGGGGCUUCCAAAGCCAGAUGGGAAACGGCCUUUGGAGACCGCCCAGAGUUCACGAGCGUGUGACUGUGACCAGCCGAUUGAUAGCUGUACAUACGAAGCAAUGUAUAAUAUUCAGUCCCAGGCGACGCCAUCAGCCACAGAGAGCAGCUCCUUUGGGGAAGGGAGUCUGGCUGCGGGCCAUGGGGGUGCCGGCCCCGAGGGAUCAGAAAAUGAGGAAGACGGCUAUGACGUCCCUAAGCCGCCGGUGCCGGCUGUGCUGGCCCGCCGGACCCUCUCCGACAUCUCUAACGCCAGCUCCUCUUUUGGCUGGUUGUCUCUGGAAGGCGAGCCCACCACACAUUUCACCGAGGGUUCCCAAGUUCCUGAAAGGCCUCCCAAGCCGUUCCCUCGGCGAAUCAACUCAGAACGGAAAGCAGGCAGCUGUCAGCCGGGUGCCGCCGCCGCCACCGCCGCCGCCUCCUCACCACAGCUCUCCAGUGAGAUCGAGAGCCUCAUGAGCCAGGGCUACUCCUACCAGGACAUUCAGAAGGCCCUGGUCAUUGCCCACAACAACAUCGAAAUGGCCAAGAACAUCCUCCGGGAAUUUGUUUCUAUCUCGUCUCCUGCCCACGUCGCCACCUAGCAGAGCCCUCCCCGCUGCGGCGUCAGGACCAGUGAGCCGGGCGCUGUCCCCCGGGCGGCCCCUCAGAGGGCAGAGGUUCCUCCGGAGACUUCACAGUGAAGUCUGGCCCUCUCUGUGGGAUUCCACAUCUGUGGUUCCAAGAUUUCAAAACAGUGGAAUGAACGUGGAGCAGCUAGUGUGUUUUACUUUGUUUGUUUUGAGAGUGGAUUUGAAGGUGUCCUUCAGUCCCCAAUUAGAGUGUGGAUUUUUAUUAAAUGGUAGCCUACUGGGGGAACAGUCCAGAAAGCGGUGGGAGAAGUAUUGUGCUGUAAAUCCUCAUGGGGGACUUAAGACUUCCCUGGGUUAAGGAGUGCUUGUGCGUGUGUGUGUGUCUGUCUGUCUGUGGUGGCGUGUGUCCUGUGAUUAUAAGAUGAGCCUGCUGUGUGUGUUAAUCCUGGGCAGGGAAUUAGCACAAGAGACGUAGGAAGGAAUGGUCCAGAGACCUCCCUCUACUGUGGUGUGAGACCCCGCCCUGGUGUGUAGUACGGCGCCCUCGAGCUCCCCUGUGGCUUGAAUUACCGUGCGCACAGCUCGAGUCUUGUAUUUUUAGAACACCCUCCCUCUGUCCUUUCCCCUGUCUCUGCCUCCUCCUCCUUGGUGUCUGUCGUUGGCCGCGGGCUUGCUCCGACCAGCCUCACUGAAGCCCAGUGGCUUUCAGGAUGUUCCUGAUUAUGUGUGAUGGUGUUGGUUUGUUUGGUGGAUAGACGGGGCAAGGAAAAGUACUGUUGCUGCAUCAUCACAGUCCUGUGUGAUCCUAGCGGCUAACACUGGUCACUCCAAAGCACUGUUUCCAUAGGAACGUUGAUUCUGUGACAAUGAGAUGUUUUAAUUAUCCUAAUGACGUAAUGACUGAUCUGAGAUAGAGGCCUUCAGAUACAUUCCAUGCCCUCCCCAGAAGACCGUCUGUGGGAGUCCGUUGCCUUCCUGCCAGGUGUGUGUUCUCAUGUAGGUCACGGGCGUUUAUCCUUACUGGGAAGGGAAGAACAUUUGUUUGCAGCCUGGCUUUCUGGCCUGAAGGCCACCAAACUUUGAGGAGCUUCCUUUUCAU